Molecule: messenger RNA, 852 nt
Organism: Leptosia nina
Lineage: Eukaryota; Metazoa; Arthropoda; Insecta; Lepidoptera; Pieridae
Source: the annotation of a GenBank genome assembly
AUGAAUACUGCGAGGAAAGAUGUGUGUAGAUUGCUUAGAUUUUACAGUGGUGCCCCUGGCGCGAAACCCAAGAAGGUACAAAAGACCGUUGACCCCCGGAGGACAUUCAAAGUGUAUAGAUUCGAUGGUAUCAUCACGAAGGCCCAGCCCCAAAUGAAGAACUACGACCUAGAUGUGUCGACGUGCGGUAAAAUGGUGCUCGAUGCUCUAAUUAAGAUUAAAGAUAUGGACCCGACGCUCGCUUUUAGGCGUUCCUGCCGAGAAGGUAUAUGUGGAUCCUGCGCCAUCAAUCUCCAAGGCAAGAACUGUCUCGCGUGCAUAACAGAAAUCCCUCCGGACAAAACCAUAACGAUCUACCCGAUCCCCCACAUGUACGUCAUCAGAGAUCUGGUCGUGGACAUGACACACUUCUUCAACGGGUACGAUAGCAUUAGGCCGUAUUUAAUACGGCACGACCGGUCCAAGUCGCUCGGCAAACACCAAUACGCGCAGAGCGUCGAAGACAACGCGAAACUGGUCGGUCUAUACGAGUGUGUGCUGUGCGCUUGCUGUUCCACAUCAUGUCCAAGUUACUGGUGGAAUGGGAGACGGUUCCUUGGCCCGGCUACUUUGCUGCACGCCUAUCGAUGGGUGGUAGACUCGAGGGACGAAGACACAGAAGCGAGGUUGUAUGAUUUGAAGGACGAUUUCGCGGUGUUCCGUUGUCACACCAUCAUGAACUGUUCUCUCGCAUGUCCGAAGGGGCUAACUCCUCAUGUUUAUAUUGCGCUUUUGAAGCGAUUGAUAUCUAAAAUUGAUAAGAAGCCAAGACCUAGCUUGGAAACGUUGAAGUACGCUUCGGGGAACAAAUAA